CGAGAAACAGACAGACAGGUACGAACUAUUUCAUGAUGAUUUAUAGUUCUAUAUUUCGUUGCCAAUCUAGGGUUUCAGUAGCUGCAAAAUUUUUUUUAUUCAAUAGUAUAUGGCUUUAGCUCUUUAAAUCGCUGAAGAUGUUUAAGAACACAUUUCAGUCUGGUUUUUUGUCCAUCUUAUACAGCCUUGGGAGCAAACCUUUACAGAUAUGGGAUAAAGAAGUUUCCAGUGGUCAUGUAAAACGGCCACAUGAUGAAGACAUACAAUCUAAUGUGCUUGAAAUUAUUGGAUCAAAUAUCCAGUCUACAUACAUUACAUGCCCAGCAGAUCCUGCUGCAACUCUUGGUAUAAAACUCCCAUUAUUGGUUAUGAUUGUGAAGAACUUGAAGAAAUACUUCACAUUUGAAAUUCAAGUGCUGGAUGAUAAGAAUGUCAGGCGGCGUUUCCGAGCUUCUAACUUUCAAGCCAUUACUCGAGUGAAGCCAUACAUCUGCACCAUGCCACUGAAGAUGGAUGAGGGCUGGAAUCAAAUCCAGUUGAACUUGGCUGAUUUUACAAGGAGGGCAUAUGGAACCAAUUAUGUUGAGACUUUACGAGUUCAGGUUCAUGCUAAUUGCCGGCUGAGGAGAAUAUAUUUCUCUGACCGCCUCUACUCAGAAGAGGAACUCCCUCCAGAAUUUAAACUCUAUCUUCCAAUGCAGAAAGCAUGAGAAGUUCCAGGCUUUAGAAUCAUCACUUCAAAAUGAGCUAGAGCUCGUGCUGGGUUUUAUCAUUCUGCAUCUGUAAACUGGUUCUAUCUUGGUUUUCUUGUGUUUUGUGUUAAUAUGAGAGGUACCAAAUUCCAGAAGUGAUCAUGCAGCAAUUAUCCCAUUAUGUUUUGGGUGGCUUCCAUGGACAUAGGAAGUGGAACUUUGUUUACAGUAAUAACUGUUUGAAUCCUUUAUGAUUCUCUUGAUUUGAUGGUUUGAUUUUGUUUA
This is a messenger RNA of Hevea brasiliensis (rubber tree), 977 nucleotides long. RefSeq lists its product as uncharacterized. The transcript has 6 exons. NCBI's taxonomy places the organism in Eukaryota, Viridiplantae, Streptophyta, Magnoliopsida, Malpighiales, Euphorbiaceae. Bases 138 to 710 code for a protein of 190 amino acids. The record is from RefSeq and is a predicted model, not a curated record.